Molecule: messenger RNA, 504 nt
Organism: Fusarium tjaetaba
Lineage: Eukaryota; Fungi; Ascomycota; Sordariomycetes; Hypocreales; Nectriaceae
Product: cupin domain protein
Exons: 1
Coding region: 1-504 (167 amino acids)
Source: RefSeq, a predicted model, not a curated record
AUGCCGCCAUCUAAGCUUCCGCCAGUCCGGCGCAUUGUCAUCGGCCACGAUAACAAUGCGAACUCGACCAUCAAGUAUGAUAGCCAGCUCAAGUCAGAGCAUCUGACAAUGGGCGUGGAAGUCAAGACUCUUUGGAUCACCGACACAUUUCCAGCCAACCCAAAUGUUUUGGGGGACCCAACGGAAUCGCACUCUGGCUUCAUGGCUCCAGGUUCUCUCGUCAGAGUGGUAGACUUUCCCCCACGAUCCCAAGGUGCAACACAUCGAACAGUAUCCUUAGACUAUAUAAUUCUGGUCAAAGGUAGCCUUGUACAUUGGACAGAUGAUGGCAGUACCACAACGGUCAAUGAAGGAGACGUUCUGGUUCAGCAGGCAUCAAUGCACCGUUGGGAUAAUAAUACGGAUGAGUGGGCUCGGAUUGUGUGUAUCAUACUUCCAGCAACUGAGCCGGUGGUUAAUGGCCGCAAGCUGGAUGAUGACUCCCACUCAAUUGGGCUUUCCUGA